CUGGUUUGGUCACAUGGUCUUCCAAAAUGGCCGCGCCCUGCAGCCACGGAGUGUAGCCGCGGAGACAGGUCUCCAAGCAGGUUUUAAUGACAGUUGAGGAGCUGCAGGUCGCUAUUGACAUCUCGACACAGAGACAGAGGAGCGUCUGAGGAAGCCUGACAUCCCUUCAGCCCCGCCGACAUGAGCAAGGACGGUUUAAUCCUCCCCAAGGACUUCCCCCAACUCCUGAAUGACACAUUUCUGCGAGCAGCACGAGGAGAAGAAACUGAACAUGUACCUGUGUGGUGUAUGAGACAGGCUGGAAGAUACCUACCAGAGUUCCGUGAGUCCAGAGCAGGGAGGGACUUCUUUGAGACGUGUCGGUCACCAGAGGCCUGCUGUGAGCUCACUCUGCAGCCUCUGAGGCGCUUUCCCUUCGAUGCAGCCAUCAUCUUCUCUGACAUCCUGGUUAUCCCACAGGCCUUGGGUAUGGAUGUCCAGAUGGUGCCAGGUAAAGGUCCUACAUUCCCGGAGCCCCUGAAGGAGCCAGAGGACCUGCAGCGUCUGCAGGCCAAAGUGGACGUGGACAAAGAGCUGGGCUAUGUCUUCAGAGCUAUCACGCUGACCAGACACAAGAUAGAGGGCAAAGUGCCGCUCAUCGGAUUUACUGGCGCUCCGUGGACGCUAAUGUCCUACAUGAUAGAAGGCGGAGGCUCCAACACCCACUCUAAGGCGAAGCGUUGGCUGUACCGGCACCCUGAGGCCAGCCACAUGCUGCUAAAGAUGCUGACAGAUGUGAUAGUGGAGUAUCUGCUGGGGCAGGUGGCAGCUGGAGCUCAGGCUCUGCAGGUCUUCGAGUCUCAUGCUGGUAUUCUGGGGCCGGUGGAGUUUAAAGAGUUUUCUCUGCCCUACUUGCGAGACAUCGCUCGACGUGUCAAAGAUAAACUCAAGGAGGCAGGACAGGAUGUCCCCAUGAUUGUGUUUGCAAAGGAUGCUCACUACGGCUUGGAGGAUCUGUCUCAGUCUUACUAUGAGGUGGUCGGACUUGACUGGACCAUUGACCCACGAUCAGCACGGGAGCGCACAGGAGGGAAGGUCAGCCUGCAGGGAAACAUGGAUCCAUGUGCUCUCUACUCUCCAAAGGAGCGCAUUUCAGACAUUGUGAAGAAGAUGGUGGAGGGUUUUGGCACCAGGGGCUACAUCGCCAACUUGGGUCAUGGCCUUUACCCCGACAUGGACCCGGAGAAUGUGGGCGCCUUCGUCGAAGCCGUGCACGAACACUCUAAACAGAUGAACAAACAGCCGUAAAGAGGGAUGUGUCUGUGUGUAAGCCAAAAAUGCUUAUGAUUGUGAUUGAAAACAUGUACAAUAAUGCAUUAUUUUAUUAAAAACUGAAAUGGCAUAAGGCAAAAAAUGUCCAGAUUCCCAUUUGCCAUUCCAACAGAUUUUUUAUAAGGGAAAAAAAAACAAAAACAACACUGAUGCAAUAUUAAAAUAUUGCAUAAAAAAAAAUCCAAAUCUUGAUGUACAUUUACAUGAAUUCAUGAAUUCACCACAUUCUCAUCUGGUGUAGGUCAAUAAUGCGUUGAUCUGACUGGAUUAAGUGUUUCCACUGGAGAAAAAAUUACAUCAUUUAUCAAGUACAUGUACAUUUCAAAUGCAUUUUCAGUUGUGUGGGAUUUGUAUUAAGAUUUGAUCUAUUCAGAAAUGCUUUAAAUGGCUUUGACAUCUAGAUGAAAAAGAUUGUUUUGUCAUCCAAUCAAACUCACCACAAUGUUUUCUCUAGCUCACACAAAUACAAAUGGAUGAAUACAAACCGUUCUAACCUCUCAAUGGCUUAAAACAUCUUCAAUCAGAAGUGAGUUUGUCAUCAGCACAAGGAGCUUGUUUGUCAAAAUGAAAAGCUGGUGAUGAUGUGAAAGAGUUUCGGCAAGAGACACACUGCUGCAGUUAUAAAAAUCAAUUUUUAAAGCAAAAUGUCAGCACACAGCAGUUGAUCAUCCACCACCUUACAUCUUAACAAUGAGCAGAACCUCCCGCUGGAUCUCAGCGUGAGGAGUUUUAUUUUUACUCCUGCAGAUGGAAAAUCUUCUAAGAUGUGCUUGUUGUAAAAGGAGCUGCCUUAUGUUGUUUUUGUCUUUGUCUCUCUCCCUUAAUCUGGAAAAAGUGGCUUAUGAAGUGAAUCACAUUGUAACCAUGAAUGUGUGUAUCUGGGUACGUUUUUCUGUCCUGUUAAAUAAAGAUUGAUUUGAUUUGUAGUGAGA
Molecule: messenger RNA, 2243 nt
Organism: Acanthopagrus latus (yellowfin seabream)
Lineage: Eukaryota; Metazoa; Chordata; Actinopteri; Spariformes; Sparidae
Gene: urod
Product: uroporphyrinogen decarboxylase
Exons: 10
Coding region: 181-1287 (368 amino acids)
Biological process (GO): heme biosynthetic process
Cellular component (GO): cytosol
Molecular function (GO): uroporphyrinogen decarboxylase activity
Source: RefSeq, a predicted model, not a curated record